Acinonyx jubatus (cheetah) is the source of this 4563-nucleotide messenger RNA. It is a transcript of the gene SLC35F4, whose product is annotated as solute carrier family 35 member F4. The transcript is spliced from 8 exons. The record is from RefSeq and is a predicted model, not a curated record. Lineage: Eukaryota; Metazoa; Chordata; Mammalia; Carnivora; Felidae. Bases 2926 to 4383 code for a protein of 485 amino acids. Gene Ontology annotation, cellular component: membrane.
AUAGACAGAUGCCCUGUGCUAAUAAUGCAUUAGAAAUAUUCCUGCCUACAAACCACAUUUUUCUAAACUGAGUUAUGAUUUACCUGGAAAAUUGAUUUACUAUUUGAUUUAAUAGGGAAAUUGGCUGUGUGAAACUGGCUACUAUGAGGAACCAUUUUCAAAUCAAAUAACCACCUUCAGUCUUCAUUUGUUCAAUUAUAUCUUUCCUCAUUUUUUUUCAGAACAGAUUUGAGACACUCGGGUAUUUCACAUUUUGUAAAUUUGAAUUUUUGUAUUUGGGUUUGUGAACACUGGUGGGCUGACCAUAUAAAAAUGUUUUGUAAAAAUUCUCUUCCCCUCAAAAGAAGUUCCAUAAACUUUAAAUGAUAUGCAAUGUGAAAUUUGAAAGGUUAAAAAACUUUUCUCAUAUGCAACAGAGAGUGCUUAUCAACUAGCAGAAAUUUGCUUCUCAUUGUUGAUCAAUUAAUAAUUGUAGAAUUUCAGUUCCAUUAAAAAAAUGUGUGGCCUAGACUGCGGUAUGUGCUUGCAUUUACUGUUUUAGUCACCCUAUUACAGAUGAUUAGGGAGACAUUUGUAAAUGCUCUGCUGUUUUGAAAUUAAUUCCCAGGUCAGUCAGAGAUUUUUUAAAAUAGUUUAUUUUAGGAAACAUAGACUCUUGUGGGUAUAAUAUUUACAUUAUUUAAAUUUAUGCUGAAUUUGCUGUUUGUACGAAUGAUGGGAUUCAGUUAAGUACAUUUCUAACCACUACUCUGGACAUUUCUAAAAACAAAGCAAAACUAGGAAGAAGGCAAUAAUUUACAGAGUAAGUGUAAUUUAGCUCUUAAAUACAUUAUGGUAAAAUAAGUUAUAAGCAUUAAUAGGGCAAAAGCACUUGUCUUUAAAGUCUGUGCAUAUUCAUAUUCCUAUUACCCCAGAAGGUUUUUGCUGGAGUAGUUUCUUAAUUUCUCUCUCAUUGAAUCAUUGAUAUAUUAAUAUGCUAUGGAUUAUGAUGUUAUUAAACACAUAUUAGAUGUAAUGCAGGCAAAUUUGUCUUAUAGAAACUUUAAACAAAAGGGACAUAUUAGUGUGAACAAGCCAUUUCACCAUGUACAAUGCAUACAUUUUGUAUAAGGUUUGCCACCGAAAUAAAAAUAAUAAAAGUACCAAAGUGUGCUGAAAAUCACUGUCGGGGGUGGGGUGUUGGGCAGCAGAGUAUAAAGGCAUAAUCCUUCCAUUUUUGCUUUAAAUUUCAGUUCCUCACCAUUGCCUCCAAGGUUGGUUUUUCCUUUAAGUUCAUUUUGACCUUUAAGUUCCUUCCAUCUUUCCGCGCCCAGGAAGCAGGUGUGGGAGGAAAUUGGCUACUUUAUGAACCCUCCCUUCUCCAGCCAAAAUCAUUUCAGAUUCACUCCACUCUCAAAAUUCUGUUGUAGGCUUUGUGUCUGGAUGAAACCCCUUAACACGUUGUGGAAUUUAAUACUGCAUUUUCCUAUGCUUAAAUCUAAUUCAUCUUUUAAAAAGUUUGCACAUUUCUUCCCACUUAAGGAUAUACACACAAUGGGGAAAAUGCUUGCAGGCAGAAUGCUGUGAUUGGCUCUUUGGAGGUUUCUGAAGGGGCACUGAGGUCAACUUGUUUUCCCCCCCACCUCCUCCCUAAAUUUUAGAAAUGUGAAAUCUGGCAGGGAUGUGUCUUAAACUGGGUCUGGAUGGAAAAUGAACAUAAUGACCUCUAAGCUGAUGAGCUGACACCUGAGCCCCCAUCCCCUUUAGUUUCUGCGUUGAAAUUUUGAAGAUUAUUUUCAGGAGGCUGUGACUACCGACUGAAUAGAGAAAUCAACUCCACUACUCACUGAUUCUAACCCGGUGGGUGUCUCGCGAAAACAGAAGAGUUACACCUGAGGGGAGGGUGUUUGCUCUGAACACACAGCUCAAGGACGUUCUCGACUCAGAUGGAAGGUCUCUAGGCCGUAGCUAAAACUUUCAUCCGUCCAGAUAUUCACAGUUUGAAGGGCUUCCCCCCCUGAUGUUUUUGGCAAUAAAGGGAGAAAAUCAUUUCUCCUAAGGGCAUUUGAAACUGGCAAAAUAAACAUGCUGUGCACAGCUGAGUCUCCGUAGCCUUUGUUUUCGCUGGGAGGCUGGAGGGUCGGGACAUGGACCGUCAGACUCGAGGGCUUCAUCUUUUAAAGUCUCGGUGUCCGCAAUACCGGGAUAAUCACUCCACGUGCCACCUGCGGAGGCCUCAUUUUUCUUUUCAUUUCUUAAGAAAAAGACUCCUCGUCGUCUAGGCAAGUUUGGACAACUGAUUAACUCCUGGGAACACUUGCGCAUCAGCUGAUCCCAGGUGGUGCAGACGCCUAGCGGGGACCAGGCCCCGGGGGCGCCCCCGAGGUGUCAUCUUCCCGAGCGACGGUGCACGUCUCACAUUAACACUUGGUUCCGCUUGGGUCUCUUCCAUCUCCACCCCUCCACCCAGGGGCCCUCCCUGAGCCCCUGCCACCAGCUCACCUUCUCUUUUCCUCCCACGCCCCCGGACAGGGCAUCCCUUCUGGCAGGUGGGGUUGGGGGAUGUCUAGUCCCCGGGGAAGGAGUGCAGAAGGGUUAACGAGGAGAGUCUGCGGCCAGGUGGGGCGCCCACACCCGCUCGGCCGCGGUGGGCGUCGGAGGUGAGGGGGCGCUGUUCGGGCAGCAGUGCGCCGGGCGGCGGGCGGGAGAGCUGCCAGGCUGACGGAGACGCCGGCCCGAGUGGGGGCCGCUCCGCCGCCACCGCCGCCGCUGUGAUGCGGAGCCGGUGCUGCGCCGGGCGGUGGAGUCAGAGCCCGGGCGCGGGAGCACGAGCUGCAACAUCAGCACCGGCGGCGGCGGCGGCAGCAGCAGCACCUGCACCAGCUCCCGGGCCCCGCGCUGCGCUCUCCGCCCUGCCGCGCCCGGGGCCGCCGCCCCGCGCUCUCUAUGGAUGUCAAAGCGGCCCCCAACGGGGUGGCCACCAUCGAGGACCGGAUCCUGCGGAUCACUGGCUACUAUGGCUAUUACCCGGGUUACUCCAGCCAGAAAAGUACCUCCAGAUCAUCAGUUACUCGAUGUAAACCAGGAGCCAACUGCCCCAGUUCACACAGUGGCAUCAGUAGGCAACUGUCCCCUCUUUCUGUCACCGAAGAUUCUUCUGCUCCUAUUCUUGAACUUCAGAGCCGAGGAUCUUCUGGAGUUUGCGGACAUAGAGUCGAAAGGCAGAACAGAUCAGGGGAUGAUGGAACACAGACUCAUCCUGAAAACAGCAGCCAAGAAAACAGAAUCAAGGCUCGCUGCCGGUCAUGCACGUCCAUGGUUCUGAAGGCCGUCUGGGGACUUUUGAUCAUCUUGUCAGUCUCAUCGUCUUGGGUUGGAACCACACAGAUUGUAAAAAUUACUUACAAGAACUUCUACUGUCCAUUUUUCAUGACUUGGUUUUCAACAAACUGGAACAUUAUGUUUUUCCCAGUCUACUAUUCUGGUCAUCUGGCCACUGCUCAAGAAAAGCAGUCUCCAAUGAAAAAAUUCAGGGAAUGCAGUCGGAUUUUUGGUGAAGAUGGUCUGACAUUGAAGCUCUUCCUUAAAAGAACUGCUCCCUUUUCUAUUCUAUGGACUUUGACUAAUUACCUGUAUUUACUGGCUUUAAAGAAGUUGACAGCCACGGAUGUCUCUGCUCUGUUCUGUUGUAACAAAGCCUUUGUCUUCUUGCUGUCGUGGAUCGUGCUGAAAGACAGGUUCAUGGGAGUGAGGAUAGUUGCCGCAAUAAUGGCCAUUACCGGCAUCGUCAUGAUGGCAUAUGCAGAUAAUUUCCACACGGAUUCGAUCAUAGGAGUGGCCUUUGCAGUGGGUUCAGCCUCUACGUCUGCAUUAUACAAGGUUUUGUUUAAGAUGUUUCUCGGAAGUGCCAACUUUGGUGAAGCGGCACACUUUGUCUCCACGUUGGGUUUCUUCAAUUUAAUCUUCAUCUCUUUCACCCCGGUCGUCCUGUAUUUCACCAAGGUGGAACACUGGUCCUCAUUUGCAGCUCUGCCGUGGGGCUAUCUCUGUGGGAUGGCCGGGCUGUGGCUGGCCUUCAACAUCCUGGUGAAUGUCGGCGUGGUGCUGACAUACCCAAUCCUGAUCUCCAUUGGGACAGUGCUCAGCGUUCCUGGAAAUGCAGCUGUGGAUCUCCUGAAGCAGGAGGUGAUAUUCAAUGUUGUCCGCCUGGCCGCUACAAUCAUCAUCUGCAUUGGGUUUCUGCUGAUGCUCUUGCCAGAGGAGUGGGAUGAAAUUACCCUCAGAUUCAUCAAUAGCCUGAAGGAAAAGAAGAGCGAGGAGCAUGUGGACGACAUUACUGAUUCCAAUGUACAUCUGCGGAGCAGAAGCAGGGCCAAUGGGACAGUGUCUAUACCACUGGCUUAAGGAGGGACCCAUUUUGAAUGCACGUGUAUGUAUAUUCUGUGAAUAUAAUAGAAUUUUCUCACUACCGGUACACUCAAAUGACAAUAUUAACUCUGAAUUUGGAUAAGUCAUAUGUGAAACAAUGCCAAUGAUAAAAGUUUACAUUUAUAUGCUUAUCAAGGAACUGGUGUAAAUGAUCAU